AUGACGUUGACUUCAUCCCGUUUCCCUGUAGUGCUGAAGCUGGGCCAUGCCCACGGCGGAAUGGCCAAAAUCCGCGUGGACAACCUGAGCGAUUUCAGCGACGUCGCCGGCGUGGUCGCCCUGGCGAACACAUACUGCACCGUCGAGCCCUACAUCGAUGCCAAAUUCGAUGUACACAUUCAGAAAAUCGGAAACAACUAUAAGGCAUUUAUGCGCAAAUCAAUUUCUGGAAACUGGAAAACCAACCAGGGCUCCGCCAUGCUCGAGCAAUUAGGCAUGACGGAACGUUAUAAACACUGGAUAGAUGAGGUGUCCGAUCUCUUCGGAGGUUUAGAAAUCUGUGCCCUCGAGUUGGUCGCCGGUAAAGACGGUCGCGAGCACAUAAUAGAAGUGAACGACUGCGCGCUCAGCCUGAUGGGAGACAGCCAGGAGGAGGACAGGCGGUUGAUCGCUGAAUUGGUUGCCACGCGGAUGCAGAACAUUUGCCGACCGCCUUUACCCAAAACCGGUACCGGCGUCCCGUUAGGCACGCGAUCAAGCGUAUCUAGCCGAGGCGGAUCACCGACCGAAGACCACUUGCCGCCCGUGCCGGAUCGCCCGGACCGCCAGUCGAUUAGCUCGGAGCCCCCGAGCGAACCGCCGCCGCCGCACCCGUUGCUGGGGACACUGGGACGGCGAGAUUCCCAAGCUUCGCAGUCGUCAACCGUGAGCUCGGCCUCGGGUGCGAUUGGCAGCGGCGUCGGCGGCGGCGGCGGCCCCGGUCACGGCAUCGGCAUCGGCCCGCGCGCCCCGUCGCUCGGCCAGCGUCAGCCCUCGCAGCAAGCCUCCGCUCCUGAGGAUUCAGAGGACACAAUGAAAAACUUGCGGAAAACGUUCGCCGGCAUUUUCGGCGACAUCUCGGAGCCCCCGAGCGAACCGCCGCCGCCGCACCCGUUGCUGGGGACACUAGGACGGCGAGAUUCCCAAGCUUCGCAGUCGUCAACCGUGAGCUCGGCCUCGGGUGUCGGCAUCGGCCCGCGCGCCCCGUCGCUCGGCCAGCGUCAGCCCUCGCAGCAAGCCUCCGCUCCUGAGGAUUCAGAGGACACAAUGAAAAACUUGCGGAAAACGUUCGCCGGCAUUUUCGGCGACAUGUAA
Molecule: messenger RNA, 1134 nt
Organism: Ctenocephalides felis (cat flea)
Lineage: Eukaryota; Metazoa; Arthropoda; Insecta; Siphonaptera; Pulicidae
Product: synapsin-like
Exons: 9
Coding region: 1-1134 (377 amino acids)
Biological process (GO): neurotransmitter secretion
Cellular component (GO): synaptic vesicle; synaptic vesicle membrane
Source: RefSeq, a predicted model, not a curated record